This is a messenger RNA of Lodderomyces elongisporus, 1569 nucleotides long. It is a transcript of the gene ICP55, whose product is annotated as aminopeptidase. Bases 1 to 1569 code for a protein of 522 amino acids. NCBI's taxonomy places the organism in Eukaryota, Fungi, Ascomycota, Pichiomycetes, Serinales, Debaryomycetaceae. Gene Ontology annotation, molecular function: manganese ion binding; metalloaminopeptidase activity. Gene Ontology annotation, biological process: proteolysis. The transcript has a single exon. Gene Ontology annotation, cellular component: mitochondrion. The record is from RefSeq and is a predicted model, not a curated record.
AUGCACCCAAUAAUUUCUAGGAUCAGUACAGCUGGUUUACGACUAGGCAGUAACUUCUCAAAAAGAAGCAUUUCCGUCAAAACUCGACCCAAGGUUGAUAUCAAAUUGGGCCAGCCCACGUUUGAAACGAGGCCCCAUAUUAUCCCGCAACCUGGGAAUCUCACGCCCGGAAUAUCGGCAUUGGAGUAUUUCAACCGUCGAUUAAAACUAGCAGCUCAAUUACCUGAUAAUUCUCUUGCAAUAAUUAUUGGUAAUAGUGUGCAAUAUAGCUCUGGAGCGGUUUUCUACGAUUUUCAACAGAAUAAUGACUUUUACUACUUAACUGGUUGGUUGGAGCCUGAUAGCGUGAUGGUUUUAGAGAAAAAAGGAACUGGUAGUAGAGAUGAGGACGUGGCCUUACACAUGCUUGUGCCUCCAAAUGACCCACAACGUGAACAGUGGGAAGGUGCCAAGUCGGGGUUGGAGGGUGCCUAUGAAUUUUUUAAUGCUGAUUACGUGGAAGAUAUCAGUAAAGCUCCUGUGUAUAUAAGAAAGCUAUUAUCGUCUACCAGCAAUGUCUUUUAUGAUAACCAAAGCAAUGGAGGACAUUUAACGUCCAAAAGUUCAACAUUUAAGCUGUUCUUCAAUCUUGGAGGAACAGAUAGCAAGAACCAAACUUUGAAUGACGUCAUCAUGAAUUGUGGCAAGCCUGUAAACCCGUUGAAGAAGCUUGUUGCGCUGCAACGUAGCGUUAAGUCGCCAGCUGAGAUAGAAGUUAUGUAUGCUGCAGGUCAGAUUUCGAGUCGUGCCAUAAACAAGGCUAUGGGCCAAGUAGCUACCACUGCACCAUUUCGUACUGAAAAAACAUUGGCCAAAUAUUUGGAGUAUCAGUUUGUUAAAGGUGGAUGUGACAGGCAAGCAUAUAUUCCAGUUGUCGCAAGUGGAUCAAAUGCAUUGGGUAUACAUUACACUAGAAACGAUGAUAUAUUGUAUGAAGAUGAAACCGUGUUUGUUGAUGCCGGUGGUAAAUUGGGUGGUUAUUGCGCGGAUAUUUCUAGAACAUGGCCAAAUUCUUCCAACGGCUUCAGCGAGCCGCAAAAGGAUAUUUAUAGUGCUGUAUUGAAUACAAACAAGGCAUGCAUUGAUCUAUGUGACGAGAGUCAAAACUGCUCAUUGCAUGAUAUUCAUGAGUUUUCUGUUAGUACAUUGAAAAAAGAACUCAGUAAUAUUACCGGAUUCCAGCAUGUUACAGCAGCAGAUGUUAGACAGCUUUACCCCCAUUAUAUUGGACACCAUCUUGGAUUGGAUUUGCAUGAUGUACCAUCGGUAUCAAGAUUUGACAAGUUAAAAGAAGGCAAUGUCAUUACUAUCGAGCCAGGUUUGUAUAUACCUGAAACUGAUGCAUGGCCCAAGCUGUUUAGAGGUAUAGGAGUUCGGGUUGAGGAUGAUAUUGCCAUUGGCAAAACUGCGGGUGAAACUAUCAAUUUAACUAGUGGUUGUGUAAAAGAGAUUGCUGGUAUCGAGUCUUUAGUGUCCAAAGGAAUCACAACACCUGGUAUAGAUGAUGAAGUGGUGGUCUUGGACAUAUAG